Molecule: messenger RNA, 4360 nt
Organism: Canariomyces notabilis
Lineage: Eukaryota; Fungi; Ascomycota; Sordariomycetes; Sordariales; Chaetomiaceae
Exons: 2
Coding region: 461-3961 (1166 amino acids)
Biological process (GO): regulation of DNA repair; negative regulation of transcription by RNA polymerase II; replication-born double-strand break repair via sister chromatid exchange
Cellular component (GO): nucleus; mating-type region heterochromatin
Molecular function (GO): histone deacetylase activity, NAD-dependent; NAD+ binding
Source: RefSeq, a predicted model, not a curated record
CGAACCCUUGAGCACCGUUACAGCACCUGGCGCCAGUUCAAUAGAGAAAACCUAAACAUUUCAGAAGUGGCAUCUUCCUGUAACCAACUGCCAGGUGGUUCGUUGGGCAGAGCGGCUGCUGUUUCGCGUGCAAUUUUCUGUUCUACCCUUCAAGAUCCCAAUUAUCACGCGCGUUCAGUCACCGUUUAAAGUGCUACCCCGCCAUCAUUCGAUUUAGAAACGCGUCCGUUAACAACAAAGCCUCGAGCGCGAUAUCGCCUGUUUCUCACCACCAUUGAACCUGAAUCGGUGAGACCGCCUUUCGUCACGCACGCAAGUACAAACCGUCAAUCCAUUGUCUUGUCCCGAACCAUGGUUCGAUAAUCAGGCUUUCCCUGCCAACCAACUCUCUCGGCGCGUGUCAUCGCCGGGUCCUUUUUGUCGUUCAGUCCGAUGCGGUACCAAUCGGCCGGGUUCCAGAAUGCCGACUACACACGUCGAACCGGGCGCCGAGGCCCUACUACAAGAAAUUGCGAAUUCGGUUUGGAAAGCUCGGAAGAUCGUCGUCAUCACUGGCGCGGGCAUCAGCACGAACUCGGGCAUCCCUGACUUUCGGUCGGAAAAUGGGCUAUAUUCAUUGAUUCAAGCCCAGUUCGAGGCCGCGCGGCGGCAAGACCUUGGUACUAGCAGCGAUAACGACUUGUCCAACGUAUCUCGAGAAGACAGGCCCGCGAAACGCCGGCGGCUAUCGCGCGCUGGCUCCCCAGAGAGCAAUGAGAGACUGUUUCCAGGGCUAGGGAAAAGCACACAAGAUGCCAGUGCCCAGUCGGGAGGAGGACAAGGUGGCAUGCUAGGGGAGGAUCCCUCGAGAGUCACGGCCAAUGCGCCACACCUUUUCUACAACACAGGUUCCUCGAAAGGCAGCCAGAGCGGGCCGGAUAUGAUGGCAGAUCAGGAACGGGGCGCAUCUUUCGACCAACUCCCAGCACCCGCACUGACCCCGCCCGCGAUCCAAACCCCCGUCUCCAACCAUAUCUCUAUCGAGACGCAAGGGGCGUACGGCAACCGUCCCACCGAGGAGGCACAUGUACCGUUCGCCUCGUCACCUCCCUGCCUUAGUCUCGAAACCGUACACCUCCAGCGCAGGCCAGACUUAAUGAACCUACAAACACGCAGCUCCUCGCCGCUCUCUUCUCCCCCUCCGAUUACAUACGACCCCUACCAAGAGUCUCAGGGCGAUCCAUCAAGCUCGCCCCCUAGCCAAGUCGGAAAUUCCUCCCGGUCCCCUAGUGAAGGACCGUCCUCUGUUUCAACUCCGCCCCUGACCUCACAAACCUCUUUUGCGUCUUCCUCCAGCAGGAAUUCAUUACCUAACAUGAAGGGGCGAGAUUUGUUCGAUGCCCAGAUCUGGUCCUGCCCUAUCAAGACCUCCGUCUUUUACACCUUUGCUACCACACUUCGGCAAAAGGUGCGUAGCGCUGAGCCGACAAGCAGUCACCGCUUCAUCAGCGUGCUUCGCGACAGCAGGAAACUAGUCCGAUGUUAUACCCAAAACAUUGACCAGCUGGAGGAACGCGUGGGUUUGACCACCUCGUUGUCGCUUGGUGCGGGAAGCCGUUACCGCUUCUCUGCCCGGGCUGGGCGCAAACCUGAUGGAGCUAGGACUUCCAUGAAGGCAGCCGAGACCUCUGUGGACCCUGCCCAGGGGUCAUCACAGCAAGGAGAGGAGCAGCAGCCCGAGUCUCAACCGUUGGAGAAGCCGCAAACCAACCUGGGGUCAGCUGAUUCUAGUGAAUCUGACGGCGCAGGCACGGUACCAUCUUCACUGUCAGGCCCUGAUCCAAGUAGCACCCAAGAUGAAACCCAAGCCUCGAUCCCCUCAGCUGCAGCCGCCGCACCCGCCCCGGCAUCCCCGAACCGUGGCGUCGAAUGUGUCUUCCUGCACGGGUCCCUCGCCAAACUUCGCUGUUUCGUAUGCGCACGCACCGCGUCGUGGGAUGAGGAAGCGCGCCAGGCAGAUACCCUCGCCGGCCGGCAGCCGACCUGUCCCCAUUGCGCCGGAGCUGCCGCGGCUCGGGAGGAGAAAGGGAAGCGGGCGCUCGGAGUGGGCAAACUGCGGCCCGAUAUCGUCCUCUACGGCGAGGAAAAUCCCUGUACACAGUUCAUCAGCCCUCUAAUCCAGCACGACCUCUCCCUUGGCCCAGACAUGCUCCUGAUAAUGGGGACUAGCAUGCGCGUUCACGGGCUUAAGGUGCUCGUGAGGGAGUUUGCCAAGGCGGUGCAUGAUCGGGGAGGCAAGGUUGUUUUGGUGAACUUUACGAAGCCGCCGGAUAGUGUUUGGGCUGAGGUUAUUGAUUACUGGGUCCAGUGGGAUUGUGAUGCUUGGGUUAAUGAUCUCAGAACGAGGAAGCCGGCUCUGUGGCUGCCGCCUGAUGCUCCCCUUCCCGAGGAGGAGAAACAGAAACCUAAGAAACCAUCACGCAGGCAGAGCGGGGAUGAGCACGGCAAGCAGCGGGAGGGUACUGAGAAGACCUCUGGGAAAGCGAAGCGGGGCCGGAGUUCGCUGGUUGGCGAGGAGAGCGAGCGCGGCGGUGCAUCGACUGAACAGGAGCAGAGGGAAAUCUAUCCGUCUUCGCAACUACACGGCAUGCCGCCGCCACGCCCAUCGGGCCAGACGUUGCCCAAGAGAUUUGCCAACACCUACAGAGAGCCAAGACUGAACCCCAACGCGAAACGGCCUGCAGCGAUUCGCGACCACAAGCUCAACGGCGCGUACCUUGUGUGGAAGAUCAUGUCAGAACUUCGCCGUGUAACUGGCGGCAACCCACCUUCGUCUGCUGCACAGUCUCCUAGCGGGACACCUAGAACCGCCAGGCCGAGGCCAAAAGGGCCUCGUAAAUCAGCCCCCUCAGCCUCCAUGUCCCUAGAGGUCAAGCCCGAGCAAGUUUCGGUCGCGGAUCCCUUUCCACCCCUGCCUGCGGAUCAGAAGAAACCGAGCGCCGCGGUGUCAUCCCCAGUUCCCCCGAAACAACCUGACGGAAGUGUUGAGUCGGUCGUUUCAGCGCAGGCCGAGUCUAUCUCGGCUGCGGUUAAGAGCCGCAAGCGCAAGCAAACAGUAUGGCGGAUGAUCGGUGGCGUCGAGACCAAGGUCUCUCUCGCCCCUGAGAGCGAAAACAUGUCACCGUUGCCUACCACAACGGCUAGGUUCAGGCCCUCCCCGCAACCAUCAACCCAACUUCACAUGCGCACCCUACCGCUACCGAUACCCACCAAGCCUGCCCAAUCCAUCUCACUCCGGUCCAGCCACAGCACACCAACCUCCACCAUGACCGACCAGUUCGGGACAAUAAUCAACAACAACUUCCGCGAAACCGACCGGCUCAUCGCGCAGCUGCAGCUGCAUCGCGAAUCGUCACCACACAUUCCCUCACCGAACCCGAUGGUAUCAAGGCCUAGCACGCCGCCGGUGCCGGUGCCUGUUCGACUUGCGCCUCUCAAAAUCCCGCCUGCUACUGGUACUUCCGCCGGGACUGUUGACCGGCAACAGGAAACCGUCUCACCCAAGCUGGCGACGCUGGAACCGAAUAUCCCCUCCCCCGGCCCGGGCGCGGCGGCGAUGAUGAUAUUGUGUGAUGUCGGCUCGCCUUCGCCUGCUGAGACAAUUGCUGCGUCGCGCGAGCGGAGGGAGAGAAGGCUGAGUUGGGCUACUGCUAUGGGUGAUCCGUUCUUCUUUGCUGAUCCGCUGGGUGGGUUGGGCCACCUGGGCGGGCUUGGUGGGACGGGGGGGUUGGCGUACCCGCCGAGCUGGACACACGCACACCAAGGCCAAGAGGGGAGGCAGGUGCAUGGUAUAGUGGGAGCACCAGGAGGGGAGGAAUGUGACAGUGGUGGGAGUGCCGGUAGGAUCGAAGAAGGUCCGGAUGAGCAGCUCAGAAAAGAGCAGGAGGUCGCGCUGAUGCUGUCUACCAUGCGAGGGACGUGAUGGAUACUUACUGGCGGGAGUGGUUGUGAAGCGGUGGUGAAUUGAUUGGAGGGCCAAGUUGUGACGGUCCCUUAGAAGCCGAGGGACCUUCUUGUGUAGGCGUAUGCAUGUUUGGUUGGGCCAUACGGGAAUGAUUUGCUCCGCAUCAUCAGAUAGGAAAGGGCGUCUUCAUGUUGGGUUGAUUUUGUUGGGUUAUACUGGAUCUGGACGGGAUUUGGAGGAGCACGCUGUUUGCUGGGGGCGUUGGGGAGUAUUCUCGGCGUGGUGUUUGAGAGGAUGUACGGCGUGGCAUCUACGGCGUUGGACCGGAGUCCCGUCUAUAGGCGACGGCCCAUGUUAGAGUAUAACUGUCAUCGAACAUUAACUCGAGAACAUGAACGCCAGCUAGGUUUAUCUAUC